This is a messenger RNA of Penaeus vannamei (Pacific white shrimp), 1076 nucleotides long. The record is from RefSeq and is a predicted model, not a curated record. Lineage: Eukaryota; Metazoa; Arthropoda; Malacostraca; Decapoda; Penaeidae.
UAUAUACAGCGAUGAGGACCGUCUCUCUACCACCUGGGCUUGUUCGAGCGUCGAGGAAAGUCAACAUGAAGAAGUUUGCUCACCUGGGUCUCCUGUCGCUUCUGAUCACCUUCUGCCAUGGGAGGUUCCUCACCUUUCCUAAACUGCCUUGUCCGAUCCCCGAAGAUAUAUUGCCUUGUACAUGUACUGGUGAUGAGAAUGGUACAAUGGACAUGGAUUGUUCUCAUGUAGUGAGCGAGGACGAACUGGAGAGGGUGUUCUCGUCGUUCUUUCCCUACACUAUGUUCCGGAACUUCACCGUCGUUGAUAACACGUACCUCAAGACCCUGAGGAACCAGGCUCUCGGCAUCGCCUCCUUCACGGGCGUCUACAUCAUGAACAGCGUCCUGGAGGUGGUAGAACCCGACGCCCUCUCGAGCAGCUUUGCCACAGCCCGAGUCGUCAACAUGCAGAAUAACUCGAUAUCUUCCUUUCCCUUCGAAACCCUGCCCUCCUUCACCAGCCUCCUGGAGCUCGGCCUCAGCGACAACAGCCUGACCUUCCCUGCCCUAGAGUCCGAGACGCUGCUCAUGCUCGACCUCUCCAACAACCAGAUCCAAAACGUCGCAGCCACGGCCUUCUUGGAUGUGCCGGAGAUCUCGGAAAUUUACCUUGGAGGGAAUCAAAUAUCUCACAUUCCUACAGGCACCUUCGCGGGACACUACAACCUGCACAUCGUGAAUCUAGAAUCGAACUCGCUGACCUACCUUCCCGAGGGCGCCAUACAGCUGACCUCCAUCAGUCCGGGGACGGUCAAUUUGCGGAGGAACCAGAUCACAGAUAUUGCUGUUAAUAGUAUAAUAGGUAGGUGUUUCGACAACCUAAUUACUGGUGAGUACUGCACCGUGCCCUCUGGCGUUAAAACUAAUGCACCAUCCUUGAGAUCCAGGGCCCCCCUCACGUGCGGCUGCGACAUCGCGUGGCUGAUCCGCGACCCCCUUCUGCUGGAGCUGGUGGCGGAGGGCGCUGCCUGCUUCAACGGGAUGCUGCUCGUCGACCUCGACCCCGGGAUAUUUGACUCCAUGGGAUGCCCUUAG